AGUGAGUGAUCGAUAGGCAAGUGAUAAUAGUGCAAUAUGUCUAAUAUUCUAAAGGAAGUGUAUGAAGAAUGGGACGAAUUACUGGAAGAUUAUAAAAAGUUGGACGCUGUCAACGAAGUGUAUUUGAAGAAAAUUAAAGAAGUGACUGCAUUACAAGACAAUUGUAAAAAACACAUUAUACAUCAAAGAUACAGAAUACAAAAACUAAGUCAGUCGUUGAAAGAUGUAUCAGAAAAUCCAAAAGCCAAAGAAAUGCACGAAAAGUUUGCGAAGCGAGAAGCAGAUCUGCAAGAUAUUGAACAAAAUUUACCAAGAAAAAGUGACAGAUAUAUGUUAAAAAUUAUUUUAGGUAGAAUAGAUGUGUCAUUUCUAAACAAAGAAAGAAAAUUUCAGUACAAAGAAGACUACGAGAAAUUUAAACUUGUCUGCCAUUUUAUUGCUUUCGUUUUAGCUGUUACUUUAAAUAAUUACAAUCAUAGAUUUUUGGACAAGUUGUUCGCCGGCUUUUUGGCAUGGUACUAUUGUACUAUUUCAAUUAGAGAAAGUAUCCUCAAGGUAAAUGGAUCCAGAAUCAAAGGUUGGUGGAGAGUUCAUCACAUUCUUUCUAUAGUUAGUUCUGGUUUGUUACUAACGUGGCCUGACAAUGAACCAUGGGAGUUGUUUAGGGUGUACUUCAUCCGCUAUACUAUUUACAGUGCUUUUGCUCAGUACCUUCAGUUUAAGUACCAACGUGGAGUUCUCUACAGACUAAAAGCUCUUGGUGAAAUGGAAAACAUGGAUAUCACCGUAGAGGGUUUCCAUUCUUGGAUGUGGAGAGGAUUAACGUUCCUACUACCAUUUUUGUUUAUUGCAUAUAUUUUCCAGCUGGUCAAUGCUAUUGUUCUAUUUGACUUGAGCCAGCAUCCAGAGGCUUCUUGGGAAAGUUCUGCACUGGCUAUUAUCUUCUUAGUGUUCUUCGUUGGUAAUUCAAUCACAACCUUAGGUGUUAUUCCAAAGAAGACGAAGAAAAAUAUGUUAAUUAAAUAUAAGAUAUUGUCUAGUAAAUUUUAUGAAACAAUUAGUGAUUCUGUAAGGAAAGACAACUCCAAGGAUAGUAGAAAAAAAGAAAGUAAGCUAAAUUAAAAAUUAAGUUGAUUUGAAUGGAUAUUUUUAAAGUUAUAAUAUACAUUUUGUUUACAAAAGUGUGAUAUUAGUUUUACGAGAACUUCUUUGUAAUUAAUAAAGUGUUGUAUUUUUAUAA
Messenger RNA from Diabrotica balteata, 1240 nucleotides. NCBI's taxonomy places the organism in Eukaryota, Metazoa, Arthropoda, Insecta, Coleoptera, Chrysomelidae. The record is from the annotation of a GenBank genome assembly.